Messenger RNA from Amoebophrya sp. A25, 798 nucleotides. Lineage: Eukaryota; Dinophyceae; Syndiniales; Amoebophryaceae. The record is from the annotation of a GenBank genome assembly.
CAAGGGUACCGACAACAGAGUCUCGAGGACCUCAAGACCUCUCGAAGAUAUUGAGAGACUCUUGAAGGCCUCAAGUAGACCUCUCGAGAAUAGAUACUGAUAGACUCUAGAACCAGACCUCUAGUAUUUAAGAAGUCAUUGCCAUCUUUUAGAUACUCACACGACAGGCGGACGUCUAGGUGCUCACACAAAAGGACUCUCUUAAUUCUUGUACUCGCUUAUUUUUUCAGUUUUUCGAAUACUGUGCUUAUCUAUUCAAGUGCUGGACUCGUAAAAAUGCUUAUUGUCCUCCUGCUGAGGUCGAUGGGGGUGACGAGGUGGAAAUGAAGUCAAUUUCUUUUUUCGCAUAUCAUCAUGGGCAAUGGUUGUAUCUUCCAAAUGAAUCCAUAUCGACGUUCGUAGGUGUAAGUAAUUGGAAGAAAGAAAUUUAUCAUCACGACGUACUAACACAUGUACAUGCAACAAGAAUUAGAAGAUUGUUCGUUGAUUUUUUUUGAAAAAACAGGGAUGAAGGUGAAGAUUAUAGGACACUGCUCCAGCGGUUAAUGAUUUACUUACGUUGAGAAGAAACUGAGUUUUCAAGUAGGAUAUAAUUCUACGAGAUUGGUCUAACGACCAAAUGUCUCGCACACGAUGCACUUCCUCUUCUGAUUCUUUUCAUAAGUAAAGAUCCUCUGCUGCAUGCUGAUUAAUUCAAAUGAAUGGAGGACUCAUUGCCGCUUUCUUCGAAAGCCAUUCAUCUGACUCUCAACAUUAUCACAACAUCAAAUUGACUACAAUUACUUAUACAUACAACAC